AUGUGCGGAACCUUCGCUGUUUGCUAGUCGUGCUCUACGGACCCGUUUCAGUGUAACUCCACGAUGGCAGCUCUGGUGAAAACACAUGUGCAGUUGUCUGCGGACGAUGCACAGCCUGAGUCAGAGGAAAACGAGGAGCAGAGUGAUUCUGAAGAAGGGAGCAAUGAUGGAGAGAGUGAUGGAGGAGAAAAUGACCAGGAUGAGGCAGAGGAUGAAGAUGAGGAAGGAGGAGAGGGUGAGGAAGGAGGUGACGGAAACGCCAAUGCCGGGUGGGCAGAGGCCAUGGCAAAGAUCCUGGGGAAGAAGACCACGGAGACAAAAAGCAUCAUCCUGGUGAAGAACAAGGAGCUGGACAAGAUGAAGGAGAAGGAGAAAAAGGAGCUGCUGGAGAGAAGGAAACAGGUGGACAAGAAGAGAGCGUGGGAGAAUUUGUGCAGGGAGAAGCCAGACCUGGUGAAGGACCGAGAGAAUGAGAGAGCUAUGCAGAGGAUCGCUACCAGAGGGGUGGUGCAGCUGUUCAACGCUGUGAGGAAACACCAGAAGACGAUAGAUACAAAGGUGAAGGAAGUGGGAGGCUCGGAGAGGAAGAAGGCCAAGCUGCUGUCGUCUAUCUCCAAGAAAGACUUCAUCGAUGUGCUGAGGAGGACGGACGGAGGCAGCGGAUCAGCUGUCAAGGCUGAAAAGGAGGCGGCUGCAGAGGAGAAGCCCGCCUGGAGCGUCCUCACAGACGACUUCAUGAUGGGAGCCACCAUGAAAGACUGGGACAAAGACAGUGAUGGAGAGGAGGCCGAUACAAACCAAGGAGCAGGGGGGGAGGACAGUGACUCAGACUGAAAGGACUGCAGGCUGUGAUGCCUUCAGGGACAUGUGUGUGGAUCAGAGACCCUGACCCCUCCUGUCAGUGUGUGUGGACUGCACAGAGAAAAAACCUGGAAUGUGUUUAUACUGACUGUAUAAACACGCAAAUAUUUGUAUGGCCUCUCACACUAUGAUGUUUGUUGCUCAAUAUGUUGUGCAGAGAGGGGAAUGAUGAGUGACAGUACAACACUCUGAGGGACAAUAACUGAUGCAUGGGAACAGGAUGUGACGGGGAACUGAGAGAAGCUCCUUGCCAUGUGGAGCUCCUGCCCUCCAUCAUACUCGGCAUCAAUUUGCUUCCAUUUACAUCAUAAUAUUUUUUUAUGAAUUACCUUUGUUCUGUAAAUAUGAGUGUUUUGUAGAGUGCUGGCUAAAUAAACAGCAAGUUCAUGUGUC
Molecule: messenger RNA, 1254 nt
Organism: Notothenia coriiceps (black rockcod)
Lineage: Eukaryota; Metazoa; Chordata; Actinopteri; Perciformes; Nototheniidae
Gene: rrp15
Product: ribosomal RNA processing 15 homolog
Exons: 5
Coding region: 64-834 (256 amino acids)
Biological process (GO): maturation of 5.8S rRNA; maturation of LSU-rRNA
Cellular component (GO): preribosome, large subunit precursor
Source: RefSeq, a predicted model, not a curated record